Chaetomium strumarium is the source of this 507-nucleotide messenger RNA. Its product is annotated as translation machinery-associated protein 22. Lineage: Eukaryota; Fungi; Ascomycota; Sordariomycetes; Sordariales; Chaetomiaceae. The annotation marks the transcript as partial. Gene Ontology annotation, molecular function: mRNA binding; translation initiation factor activity. The transcript has 3 exons. Gene Ontology annotation, biological process: formation of translation preinitiation complex; translation reinitiation. The record is from RefSeq and is a predicted model, not a curated record.
CCCUUUCAGUACUGCGAAUAUGGCGGUACCGUCAAGAAAUGCCAAGAAUGGUUAGAGAAAAGCCAUCUGGAGCUCUACCAGAGGAUAUGGUCACCUGAAGCCCUCGAAGCCGCAACAGCCUCGCUCUCCGUAGCCGCCCAAGAGCGUGCAGCAAAAGAUGCAGCCAAGAAAGCCGCGAAAGCCGAGGCAGCCGAGCAGAGGCAGGCCGACAAACUGGCCCACAGCGUGGUGACUAUCAAGCGGAUCGAGCGCAACAAGCGCAAGUAUGUCACGGCUGUGAUCGGGCUGGAGGCAUUUGGGCUGGAUUUGAAAAAGGUGGCCAAGGAUUUCGGCAAGAAGUUCGCGACUGGGUCGUCCGUGACCAAGGCGCCCGGUGGUGGGGAGGAGAUUGUGGUGCAAGGCGAUGUUAGCGGCGAGAUCGAAGAGUUUUUGCUGGAGAAGUACAAGGAGAUUCCCGAGGAUAAUAUCGAGCUGGUCGAGGAUAAGAAGAAGAAGACUGCUGGUUAG